AUAUGAAUUUUUCCUAAAGAAAAUAAAAAAGCAGAAUAAAUAUCCACGAUUAUAUACAACCGUGCAAAGAAGAUUCUUUUGUUUCAUCGGCAAACUUGUUUUACUCGCAAUACAUAUUACUCUUUGUCACCUCUAAAGAAGCUUCGAAACUAGCACUUGUUGUUUCAAUUUUCGUACAUCAAUUCUCAUCAAAAGCCGACUCAAACAUAAACCGAGAGUUUAUAAAAAACAGAUGUCAGAAAGACUAGAAGAUGACUUUGCAAUCGAUGAAGAGAGAUCCUCCUACUAUGGCGGAGCCUCCAUACCAUUCAUAUGGGAGUCAAGGCCAGGAACACCCAAAAACCACCUCUGCUCCGAUUCCUCUCUUCCUCUGCCUCUCACACCGCCGCCCUCAUACUACUCCUCCGGGAUUUUGUCGACACCAAGGACGCAAAGCAAGGUGAGAUCAAAACUAAGUAAGUUUCUGUCCUUCUCCAUGUUCAGUGAUCUCAGGAGGAGCAAUCACGGUAGCAAGAAGACGGCAAGCUCAUCGUUUUCUUGGUCUUCUACGUCAUCUUCAUCUUCCUUUUCCUCCUCGCCACCACAUUCUUUGAAAAAACGUAUGAGUCACGACAAAAAAUCGCCACUUCUGUACGCUAACUACGAAGAGGAUGAGCUUAGGUCUUCACCAACCUCGACUCUGUGUUGCUCCAACGGGGGAAGACUUGGCUGUAGUUCUUCAAUGGGGAGUGUGACAAGAGCUCUGUUCUCUGGGUCAAUGGAGGGUAUGAAGAGACAUGAGACCACAGGUAAAGCUCUAAUCAUCAGCGACAUGAAUAAAGCUUGAUUAUGUGAAUAAAGCUUGGUUUUUUCUAUGAGCUGCUUCGCCUCAUUGAACAGAGAGUGUUAUAGUUAUUGGUGUGUGAAUGUAAGUAUAUAGUUUGUCUCUCAGUCGUGGCCUUACCUGUGUAUUGUGGACAGGCUUUUUCGUCAAUUCAUGUCUAAGUAGAACCAAGAACGUUCUCCCACUGAAACGAUGUUAAAUAUUAUAAACCGAUAGAUAUUUUGUAUACACA
This is a messenger RNA of Arabidopsis thaliana (thale cress), 1055 nucleotides long. RefSeq lists its product as uncharacterized. The record is from RefSeq and is marked reviewed. The transcript has a single exon. The coding region runs from base 233 to 826 and encodes 197 amino acids. NCBI's taxonomy places the organism in Eukaryota, Viridiplantae, Streptophyta, Magnoliopsida, Brassicales, Brassicaceae.